CGCCUCUCCGCCCCCCCCGCCCGGCCGCCGCCGCCAUGGAGUCGAACCGGGACGAGGCGGAGCGGUGCAUUAGUAUCGCGCUGGCCGCCGCCAAGGCCAACCAGCCCGACAAGGCCCGCCGCUUCCUGGAGAAGGCGCAGCGCUUGUACCCCUCGCAGCGGGUCCGCGUUCUGCUUGAGUCACUCAACAAGAACGAGCAACCAGCCAAUGGCCAGUCCCAGUCCAAGGAACCCACAAACCCUCAGUUCAGGAAAAUGAGUGGAGAUUUCCCAUCAGCCAAUGGAGAGGCUGGGGGGGAGGCCCCCAAGGGCUACACUCAGGACCAGCUGGAUGCAGUGAAGAGGGUAAAGCAGUGCAAAGAUUACUAUGAAAUUCUGGGAGUCAACAGAGAAGCUUCUGAUGAGGAUCUGAAAAAGGCCUACAGGAAGCUGGCCCUGAAGUUCCACCCGGACAAGAACCACGCUCCAGGGGCCACAGAGGCCUUCAAAGCCAUCGGGAACGCGUACGCCGUGCUGAGCAACCCGGAGAAGAGGAAGCAGUACGACCAGUUCGGGGAUGAGAAGCUCAACCCCACCCGCCACGGGCACAGCCACGACUUCCACCGCGGCUUCGAGGCCGACAUCUCCCCCGAGGACCUCUUCAACAUGUUCUUUGGGGGUGGCUUUCCCUCCAGUAACGUUCACGUGUACAGCAAUGGCAGGAUGAGAUACACCUACCACCAGAGGCAGGACAGGCGAGAGCACCAGGGGGAUGGUGGCCUGGGGCUGUUUGUCCAGCUGAUGCCCAUCCUCAUCCUGAUCAUCGUGUCUGCUCUCAGCCAGAUGAUGGUCUCCAGCCCACCCUACAGUUUGAGCCACAGGCUGUCUGUGGGUCACACACACAAGAGGGUCACAGAGCACUUGAAAGUCCCCUACUACGUGUCCGAGAGCUUUGCUGAGGAAUACACGGGCACCAGCCUGAAGAACGUGGAGCGGAGCGUGGAGGACGACUACAUUGCAAACCUACGGAAUAACUGCUGGAGAGAGAAGCAGCAGAAGGAAGGCUUGUUGUACCGGGCACGCUACUUCGGGGACUCGGAUCUGUACCAGCGGGCGCAGAAGAUGGGCACCCCCAGCUGCAGCAGACUGUCAGACGUCCAGGCCUCCCUGCACUGAUAGCCCCAGCCCAAGUAUGAGCAGGGAAGCACAUUGCUUUGAUCACUGAGAUCCCUGAUUGAGACACAGCCCUCCAGGAGUCUCCUCGGGGUGCAGGGUCCCCUCCGAGCAGCGCUCCCUCGUUAAAUCAGGAAUUGAUUGGGUUUCCUUUGCAUGUCGGCACCCUCGGCUCUCUCCAGGCUCCCUGUUUUCUCUGGCCUCUGGGAGCAGGGCAGCACCCCUUGGUGGGGUUGGAAGUUGUUUUCUGUGCUGUGGCAUCCAGCCCCCACGCUUUAAUGAACUCUUGGUUUUGGUUGUUUUGUUGCCUGUUUUGCUGGGAAAGCCGUUAUCCCCAGCACGUGCUGACAGGGAAUGGAGUCCCAUCCAACAGAUGUUCCUUUUCCCCCCCUCCCAUGGCCUUCCCAUUCAAGGAGAACAAAGCAAAUGUUCCCAGCAGGUUGUAGAAGUAACUUACUGGGUUAAACUGGCAACAAAAGGAAAAGCAGCUGGUGGGGGUGGUCUGGAAGAUUUGGAGAGCUUGGACUAAGAAGAGCCUGAAUAACACAUGUGAGACCCGAUGUGCUGGGAGAACUGCACCAAAAUAAUGAAAAAAAAUUGCCACAGGGUUUGGAGUCCUUUUUCUGCACAAAUUUUUGGGCUGAUUUCACCUACCAGGUACUGCUGGGCUGGCUGUGAAAUGUGCAGAUCCCACUACCCCAGAAUUAUCUGAACACAGGAUUUCUAUGGAAGAACUCCUGGGUGAAGCUUAUCCCAGGCAUUGUGUGGACACCAUUCCAGCUCACAGGGAUUCCUUGAGGACUGAGCUGCUUCAUUUGCAGUUUGGACAAUCUGAAAGUUUGGCCUUUAAAGCAGAUCCUCUGGGACACUUUGGGCUUUUUUUUUUUUUUUUUGGGUGUAUCCUGGUUUUGGAUCCGUUCUUAUCUUGAUCAGCCCGCUCUCUCAUUUGGAUGACUGUGCCUCUUCUGGUGUUAAUUACCUGCUUUUCUUUAAUUCCCUCCCUGCACCCGUGGUCUGGAAAGAGCCUGGAGAAGCUGCUGUGGGGUGGGGAAGGCAGGGGGAGUCACAGAUUGUCCAGAGAGGAGACUGACACCGCUGCUGCUUUUGUUCCCAGAAAUGCCUGAAGACUUUUGGGGAAGUGCACCCAGCCGAGGUGACAGACUUUGCUAUUUAAAAAGAAUCAAACCUUACCUGAAAAAUGGAAUUGGAGAAUUAGCAACGCACAACUGCCCCUCUCUCUUCUCUCUGCCCCUCUCUGACGAUCACAGGCGGUGCUUGGGACAGGAAAUCCAGCUCUCAGUCUUCCUUCCCCCCCUCUUCCAACACUGCUGGCGUGCUCCCAGCAUCCCACAAGGAUCCCACAGCUCCUGGAGCAGACACCCAGAGUGGAAAAUAACCCAAACUAACUGCAGAAGUCCUGAAGCAGAGGGGACCCUUCGCCGCCGCCAGUGGAGAGAGAAGUGGGACAAUUUGUUGAUAAAAGAAAACACUAAAGAGAAAGAAAAGAAAAUAUAAUCUAUUUAGCAUUAAUUUAUAGCUGUAUAUAUGUUAUACUUUUAAACUAUGCAGGGGUUAGAUGAUUAAAUUAUUUUGGUUUCUGUCCGUUUUGGGGAGCAGGACAGCAGGGAAACAGGAAUCCCUGUGCACUUGCUGUGCUUUGCUCACAGGAGGACAUUCUAUGGAUGGGGAUGUCCAUACACCUGCUCUUGGGGUUCUGAAAAACUAAAAUCCCAGAAGUGCAGGGGGUCCCAGAGAGCGUGGUGUGGAUGUGCAGCGUCGGCAGGAGCCAGGGGUCAGCUGAAGGAUUGUCCUGGAUGGAUUUUGCUCGUCAGUCUUUGGUUUUCAUUUGUGCACAUAGCUCCCUUUUUCUGCCGAGUCUGCUGGAAUUCUGCCUGCUAAUCAGGGCUUUCCAUCAGCCUGGCCCUUUGUUGGGAGGUUUUGUGCGUGUCCUCACCCACCCAGCCCUGGCCUUCACACCCCAGCUCGUGUUUCCUGGAGGACACCUGGAAAAUGCCACAAAUCCACAAGGAACAAAGCAUUCUGCUGGGGGAGAUCAGGGGUGUCUGCUCUGCCCUCUGCCCCACCAAGGGCAAGACCAGUGGGAGGCUGCUCCAGGUGAGGAGCCAUCUCUUGGAAGCAAAGCCAGCAUGAGCAGAGCCACCUCCCAUGGAAUAAACUGGAUUUUUUUUAAUUUUUUUUUUUUUCCUUCUGCUGCUCUGCAGCUCAUUCGUGUCUAAAGACAUUUCCAGUGAAAAUCAUCCCCUGGCACAGUCAGGGGGGUGAGUUGGGAGCAGAGCAACUCCUGGGUGGGCUGGCAGAAGUGGUUUUAUCCCGUUGUCCUUAGGAAUCCCUGCGCUCUGUCUUGGCUGUUUAUUUAUUUUGUGAAAUCUCAGCCUCCCCUUGGCUGCAAGCCCUGUUAUCCCACAGCCACCAUGGCUUGGACCUGAUUUUAUGGGGUUUUAUCCUUUUUUUUUUUUUUUUUUUUUUUUUUUUCAUGGUUCCUCUACCUUCAAAAGAAAUUGGGGUGGAAAUUCAGGAUUGGAAAUAGAGGCACAGGGAUGAUGGGGACGGGGUUAAACCAAAAUCCUGCUCCCAGAAGGAGCUGGAGGUGUUGCCCAGUGCCAUUCCCUGCCUGGAGCCUGCCCACCAAAGCCUUUGGGUUAUUUUUCCUGGUAGAUAUCCAUGGAUCAUAAGGAGGGAGAGUGGAUCCCAGUGGAUGCUCACAGAGGCUGUAUCUCUCAAUUUAGAGUUAAUUAUACAAUUGUACAUCUAUAAAUAAAUGUUUAUAAUGUGAAAAGCUC
Oenanthe melanoleuca is the source of this 3952-nucleotide messenger RNA. RefSeq names its product DnaJ heat shock protein family (Hsp40) member B12 (gene DNAJB12). Gene Ontology annotation, cellular component: endoplasmic reticulum membrane. The record is from RefSeq and is a predicted model, not a curated record. The coding region runs from base 36 to 1154 and encodes 372 amino acids. Gene Ontology annotation, biological process: cellular response to misfolded protein. The transcript has 8 exons. Gene Ontology annotation, molecular function: Hsp70 protein binding. NCBI's taxonomy places the organism in Eukaryota, Metazoa, Chordata, Aves, Passeriformes, Muscicapidae.